Xiphophorus couchianus (Monterrey platyfish) is the source of this 2389-nucleotide messenger RNA. RefSeq names its product cell surface A33 antigen. The transcript is spliced from 7 exons. The coding region runs from base 123 to 1649 and encodes 508 amino acids. NCBI's taxonomy places the organism in Eukaryota, Metazoa, Chordata, Actinopteri, Cyprinodontiformes, Poeciliidae. The record is from RefSeq and is a predicted model, not a curated record. Gene Ontology annotation, cellular component: plasma membrane.
UUCUCCACACCUAGGUGACACAGGAGUUCACCGUGAAGGUUAGGCAGGCUCCUGUUCCUCGUCGAGGAGCAUCUGUUUCAAGUUUCUACAGUCGGUGAAUGUUUUAGUCUUCAACUUAAAAAAUGACAACGGGAAGGCAUUUCGGAUGGCAAAAACAAAUUCUUCUACUAGCAGUUUUGCCCUGCUGUUGGAGUGUGGAAGUGUCUAUCAAAGAAAAGGAAUACAGGGUGGCAAAAGGAGAUGAUAUUACACUGAUCUGUUCCUUCAUCCCUGCUAACCCUAUAAAAAAUAACUUUGUUCUGGCAUGGGACGUUGUGGGAAUCCCAUCGAAAGCAGUGGCCUCCUUCUUUUUGAACAGUCCUGUCGACAUCGCUCCAGCAUAUGAAGGAAGAGCCACCCUGGAGGUUGAUAUUGACAGGGGAUUAGCGACGCUUCACUUAAAAAAGUUGACCAUGGAAGACAGCCGCCAUUAUCAGUGCAGCGUCAGAAUCCCCAAUGAUGACGAGGGAAAACCGAUCGCCUCUACUUCGGUUUUAGUUCUAGAGCCUCCCUCUAAACCAGUCUGCACACUUCAGGGACAAGCACAGUAUUUCACUGACAUCACACUCACCUGCAAGUCUGAGGAGGGUUCCCCAGCUCCGGUCUAUACCUGGACGAGCUACAGUAUUGAAAACAUUCCCAGACAAUUUCCCCUGAAGACAACACAGGAGGAUGGAGUUCUGUCUCUCUUCAAUAUUACAAAGGAGACCUCUGGCUUCUUUAUCUGUCUUUCAAAAAAUGACAUUGGUUCUGCAAGCUGCAACUUUACCUUAGAUGUAAUGCCUCCCAGUAUGAGCUUUGCAUCCACUGGAAUUAUAAUUGGAGCAGUUGCUGCUGGUCUUCUGGUUCUGGGGAUUCUCAUUUUCUGUUGCUGCAAAAGAAAGAGUAAAAACGAGGCUGAUGACGAGGGUCCCCAUGGAGAUAAGGUGUAUUAUGACAAAGAAGGUCCUGAAGUGGGAGAGCCAUACAUGGAUGACAAGUCAAACACUGAAAAGAUGAAGCCUAAUCAGAAUGAAGACAAAGAUAUUGUUCCUCAAAGCAAUUACACCACAGGUGGAGCAGGAAAGACAUUUGAUGAUGACCAGCACAGUUAUAGAAGUGGUUUAGAGAGGCACGACGGAAAGGGUAGUGAUAUAGAUUCCCAGCGUUACCAAGGAGAUCGGAAAGAUUAUUAUCGUGGAAGCCGGGAUCACCUGGACGAUCAACGUGAUUACAGCGGAAGCCGAGAUCGUGACGAUCAACGCAAUCGGUAUGGAAGUCGGGAUCGUCUUGAUGACCAGCGAGAUCGCCAUGGCAGUAGAGAUUGUCUUGAUGACCAAAGAGAUCGCUACGGAAGUCGGGAUCGUCUUGAAGACCAAAGAGAUCGCUACGGAAGUCGGGAUCGUCUUGAAGACCAAAGAGAUCGCUACGGAAGUCGGGAUCGUCUUGACAACCAAAGAGAUCGCUACGGAAGUCGGGAUCGUCUUGACAACCAAAGAGAUCGCUACGGAAGUCGGGAUCGUCUAGAUGAUCAGCGAGAUCGCCGUGGCAGUAGAGAUCGACUUGACGAUCACCGUGAUCAAGACUUGUACCACGGUAGUCGCGAUCGCAUUGAUCACAGAGAUGAGUAAUAUAAAAAUGUAUAUGUUUAAUGUUGACUUACUGAGUACUCUUUAUAAAAGAGUACUCUGAGUACUCUUUACUGAGUACUCUUUAUAAAAGAGUACUCAGUAAGUCUCAGUCAUUGUGUUCUUGGGCAAGACGCUUCACCUUCUUUGCCUGCUGCUGGUGGUCUGAGGGCCUGGUGACACAGAACUGGCUUCUGUCAGUCUACCCCAGAGCAGCGGUGCUACAAUGUAGCUCAUCACCAUCUCUGUGUGAAUGACUGAAUGUAGAGUAAAGCACUUUGGAGUCCUCUGACUUGAUAAAGCGCUAUACAAGUACAGGCCAUUACCCUUUGACCCUUUGAGCUUAUGACAUAAAGAAAGGUACUAUCCAUGAAUGCCUAAUGUCUUAAAUGGAAUUUUUUUUACAUUUAAGACUCAGCAAUAAUUUAGUUUAAAAUAAUUAAUGUUUGUGAUCCAGACGUACUGAAGUCCCCUGCAUGAAAAUCACAACUUAAAGCUGGUUAUUCUUGGUGGCCCGUCUUUCUAUAAUUAAAUGCCAAUUAGGGCAAAGUAAAUAUACUGUGGAUGAAUUCACUGUUUAGAAUAGUUUUGUAUACUAAAAUUGUGCACUAAAUACAGAAACUAAUCAUACAAGUGUACAAUUCGUGUCAUUAUCCACCAGUCUGUGGCAGCCACUGAAAGGAAGAGUGAAUAAUUUGUUUAAUUAUGGCACCUAAUCCUCAGUGGGAGCCAGAGUGGCUUGU